Nilaparvata lugens (brown planthopper) is the source of this 3893-nucleotide messenger RNA. RefSeq lists its product as uncharacterized. The coding region runs from base 155 to 574 and encodes 139 amino acids. Lineage: Eukaryota; Metazoa; Arthropoda; Insecta; Hemiptera; Delphacidae. The transcript has 5 exons. The record is from RefSeq and is a predicted model, not a curated record.
GCAAUAUUGCAAAUAAAACCUGAUACACUUGUAUGGUUGGGAUAGGAUAUGCAGUUUUUCAUUCCAAACUGGUUGAACUUAAUACAGUAAAUAUUAUAAUCAAACCAGAUACGUUUCAGGUUCAGUGUGGAAUUUCUUCUACAUAGACAACACCAUGUUCAGAAUAUCUGGUGGAAUCUUUAUUUUUGUACUGAGUUUCCAUUUAUCUUUGAUGGAUUCUGGCGUCAAGACCAUAAACGAAUGGUCUGAAGCUGAAGCCAUAUUGAAAAAACGUUCUGGACCGAAAGAUGUUGUCGUUCUAUUACUUGGCUGGACUCAGUGCUCCUACUCCCAAGCAACUGACCCCAAUUAUUAUACAGAUUGUACCACAUUGUACACUGAGACUACAUUGUGCCUGAGAUCAUUCAAGGAUUCUUUUCCAGCCAACGAUUCUUUCAAAAUGCACUUUCCAUAUCCUGAUUUCAAUGUAUUCCCUUUCAUUGUAUUCUACAAAGCAGGAAUACGGAUUAACAACGUUACUACUUCUGAUCCAGAUAUUUUGAAAUCUGCAUUUGACAGUGCUAAUAAAAAUUAAUGAAGAAUAAUAAUAUUUAUGGAACUGAACUAGAAUAUUUGAAGAAGUUCGAGUUCGAGUCACUUUGUUUACUAGAAACUAUAGAUGUAACAUAGCUUGUUGAAUGAAUCUUGUAGUAGCCUACCCUUUUAUUAAAACAUUUUAAAAAACUGUAAAACAUUUUAAGGACCAGUUUCGACCUACUUUCAAGUUGAAUGUGUUUUCUAUUGUUUUAACUUGAAAAUGAUCAAAGUAGGUCGAAACUAGUUUUAAAGAUUUUAAAUUUUUUAAUAGAAGGGUAUUACAAGUUUUAUAUUGUUUUUAUUAAUUUGAAUAAAGUAGCCCAUGAUAUUUAUAAAGUGAAGUGAUAUUUAUCAGUUAUCAGAGACAACUGAUAGGCCUACUCACGCUAUCUUUUCUCUAUAAUAUUUACUUUAUCAAUAUUAGGCUAUUAUAAUAUUUUUAUACUUCCCUUAUCUACAAUAUAAUAAGUGAAAGAAUCGGCUUAUACACGUAGGGGAUAGGAAAUUCACGAAUGACUCAUCAUCAAGUCUGAACUACAGUACUUUGACUGCGAUGAUUAACUUGAAAUUUUGCAUAUAGGUUCUCAAUUCACCGAGGAUGGUUAUAGGCCUAUUUCAAAUUCUUCAAGAUUUCAAUAGAUAAAGUUUUAAGUUUGUCAAAAUUUUCAAUUGGACCCUUGUGGAGCACGGGUUACCUGCUUGUACUGAAUAAGAUCCACAUACCGUAUUCAAUUAGUUGACUAUACAGUUACUAUAUUACCCAAUAUAUAGUUAAUAUAGUUACUGUUGUUGACUACAGUGCUAAUUAGAGUGCUACAGUGAUUCUAAAGUAACAUCAAGUUCAGUUACUGUUACUGGUACAGUACUGUUUUUGAGUUUUUUUAGAAACUGUAUAGAAUAAUACUUGUAAUGCUAAUAAAAAAUCUCAUCAAUAUUACCAGUAUUUGAAGGUGUCUUUUAAAAUAAACUCAUCAAGCCAACUUGACUUUCACAUGAGAUAUUCUAAAUAUUGUAAGAUCAUCACUAUAAGAUAUUACAAGAUCCUCAUAAAUAUUCUCAUGAGAUAUUGCAACAUAUGGACAAGAAUGGACAGAAAUAGGACUUGCCUGAAUAGAAAUAGUAAUGAACUAAAAAUGGGAUUAGUCAUUUGUUGCGGAAUUUCAAUAGCUUAUAAUAAUAAUAAGCCAUGUGAAUUAACAUAAAAUUCAUUGUUCGAAGAAAAUCGGUUAACCGAUGAACAAAACCAACUAACUUAUUAUCCCAUGUAAUUUUGAUUGUUACCCUGCUUAUUUUACAAUUAUUAUACCUCAACUAUUUGUUGGAAUUCCCUAACAUAAUUAUUAGCCAACCAACCAUACUGUAUGGUAAAGAAACAAUAAUGUGUGGUACCCCUGUAAUGAAAAUUGUGUUGGGGUUACCAAACUUGAUUUUAACAAAAAUAAGAGUGAGUCAAGCCCGAUACUCUCUUAAUCACUAACAAAUUUCCUUUUAAAAAAGUAACAGAAAAUAAAUCUUGAAAAAAUAAAAGCAUUAAGUGCCAUUAGCCCAAUGAUCUAAUGCAAUUCUCAAUAUCAACUAUGCUCAUCAAAAAUUGCCUGAUAUAUUAUUCCAAUAAAUUUUUUAACCUCAAAUUUUCCUCAGUUUGAUUAAUUUUAUUCCACAUUUUUGGAGAUAAGUAUUCAAAUGAUUUUUUUAUAUGCUUCUGUGUAUGGUCUUGGUAUCACAGUUGUCUGGGUAUUCCGCAAUCUUUGAGAAUAUAUAUUAAUAUUACUCACUGAAUUACCACUUCUCAAAUAGAAAGCCCUCAUAACACGGAAUACAUAAAUAUAGAUGUCUUAAAGGAAACACAAGCAGUUGAGUAAAAAGGGGUUGAGCAUGUUCUCGACUUCCUUUGAACAGCAAUACUCUAACUUAUUUAGUGUAAUAAACAGUGGUUUCACAGAUGAUAAUAAGUACCUCCCCACAAUGUAAGCCCAUACUGCAAUUUAGAGUUUACUAAAAUAAACUCUAUUAAGUUUAAGUUUAUUAUUGUUAUAGUUUUCAAUAUGGCACGAUUGCUAGUUCUCCUACUCUCAGUCCAGUCACUAUUAUUAUACAUUAGUGUUUGCAAUUUAUAUUGUAGUUCUGAUUUCUUAAUAUGUUAUUUGGAUACAUGAGAGAAGUCCAGAACCAAUUUCUACAUGCAAAAUUACCUUGUUCUAGAUACAAAAUGACCCAAAAACCUCAUAUUUUUGGUUCAUUUUCCAGUUAUCAGCUAUUUCUACUUUCUACCAAAUCCAGUAAUCGGACAUGAAAAUUUUCUCACGCCUUUUUCUAGAUUGGAAUUUUUUUAAUAAAAUGAGAUCAUUCGGAACUAUCUCUAUCCAAUGAGUAUUGAGUUAUGAUUUUUCAAAAAUGUGUAAUUUUUUAAUAAAAAUAUCUAUUCUGAUGAAUUUUAGUUUUUGAUCAACAAUAUCUUCCGAUUGUUACCAUUUAGAUGUAUAAUUCAAAAUCCCUUUUGGAGUAUUUUUGUACUCUACAAUCAGUGAUCAGGUAGAGCGCUCUAUCUGAUAUAGAUUUUCAGCUACACCUGGCAACAUGCUCCUUGUAUUGUGAAAAACACAUAAUUUUCAGCUUCAUCUUCAUACAUCAUCACCAACUGCAUUGUCCUCACAUUGAUAUUUCGCACAAUGAUAUAAGUUCAUGGGAAUUAUGUUCAUAUUGUUCAAUGUCCCUGUAUCUGGCAUACGGAAAUUUUGCAUGAAGAAAUUGGUUCUGGGCUUCUCUCAUGUAUCCAAAUAACAUACGGUAUUAAAAAAUCAGAACUACAAUAUAAAUUGCAAGCACACCCUCUUUUCUAUGUCUAUAUUGCCUGGACUAUCUGCUUUUGAUUUUUUUUAUUUGAUUUGAUUUAUAAGUUAUUCCAUUAAGUUGUUAUAAUUUAUUUGAUGUAUUAUAUUAUUGGUCUAAUAUAUUAUUAAUAUUUGGAUUUUUUUGAACAUGAUUUAUGGUUAAUGGUCCAUGAAAAAUUGUUGUAAAAGAUUUAUGGACCGUCUUGUAGACUUUAUCAGAGGAUAGAAUGAUUAUCAAAUAAUUUGUCAACUAUAUUAUGGGCUACUGAGAGAGUUACGUAUAGUUGUGCAUUACUAAAAAAAAAGCAGCUACCCAUUCCUAUUCCUAUUCAAGACACAUUUUCUCCAAAAAAGCUUGCCAAGUUCAAGUUGUUACAUUAUUUGUUGGCAAAAUAUCUAACCUACCGGUACCAUAAUAAUGGUAGAAAAUUAAAUAGACUGAAAGUAAAAGGAAUCUCAGUUGCCAAAACAAGAUUAAUGCAAAAA